AUGAAGCAAAGGUACCAUUUCAAUGUUGCUAAUGAGCGACUAUCUCAACACAUUGAGAAGGGAUAUGAGGAUAGGUUAUUUAUCAACAAUGUAGCUUCUGGUUUCACGACACAAGUUCAUGAAAUCUCACCUAAGUUUCUUCAAAAGGAAUGAAUUAUGGAACAAAGACAAAAGAAUUAUUACAUUAGUGCCAUAGUAGGAUUUAAUAAUGAGAACUCAUUGGUUGUAAUGUCUAAAGGGACCCAAUACUUGCAGCAAUCCUAUAGAGUCGAUGUCAUUCCAUUCAAGUGGAUCGAUAAAAAAUGGAGAUAAGUCUUUUAUGUCAUUAUUAUGGCCACUAUUGGGAGUAGAUGGGAAAUUGUAAUGUCCCAUAGUGAUGGAUUUUUGGACCAGGUUAUGGAACUUGAUUUCUUGUGUCCUAGUGAAGGCACUCAUUAUAGGUGGGACAAUGGUUAUCACAUCACUUCAACUGCUGCUACAUGAGACCAAGCUACUUUUGUUCUGAGUUUUCUAAGAAGAAAACUAGCAGAUGAAACUCAAGAGACACUCUACACACCUUCUUUUCCUAGUACUCAUCAUGUCAAGGAAAAAUGGUCAAGAAAUUUAUAUAUUGCAUAUAUAUGCUAUGAGAGAAUAGUUUCAUGA
Messenger RNA from Glycine soja, 645 nucleotides. RefSeq names its product casein kinase 1-like protein HD16. NCBI's taxonomy places the organism in Eukaryota, Viridiplantae, Streptophyta, Magnoliopsida, Fabales, Fabaceae. The record is from RefSeq and is a predicted model, not a curated record.